AUGAGUACAAAUUCAAUUCCAUAUAGUUAUCGAAAUGCCAAUCCAUUACUUUAUACAUUUCGUGAUUAUCACACAGGAAUUCAACCGUAUUUUAUCUUACCAAUUCAAUUCUUAUUCUUCGAAUUUUCCUUACGUUUUUGGGACAAAGCAGUUUAUGACACUUGGUUAGCUCCAAGUGAAUUUUUUCAAAUUGAAAGAGAUGAAGAACCUCAAUCAACAGAACCAGAACUUCCAAAAUUACGAACGAUUCGUCAUCGACCACAAACUAAUUCUUUUCUGAGCACAGUUUUCUUCGUUCAACCAUUUAAAAAACUUUCUGUGAAAACGAAAAAACACAAAACAAUUCCAGUUUUGGAUUUAUAUGAUCUUCUCUUCUAUGUUCUUCCUUUACUUGCUCAUACAAUUUGGUAUUGUUAUAUUCAAUCGAAUUGUAUGUCGGGUGAAUUUGCAACAACAUGGGAUUGUUACAAUUUGUUUGGUUAUCGAAUUUAUAAUUAUUUAUUCAGUCCUUUUAUAAAUUUUAGUUUAACAUUUUUUUCGAAAAUCAUUUUAUUAUUCCGAAAACGAAGAGAAGGAAUCGAUGUGUUGGAUCGCAAACAAAAAUGGAGAAGAAUUGGUGUGAAAAUCAUCUUCUUCAUUACUUUGAUCUUUUCAAUCAUCACUCUUCUCUUCGUCGGAGCUUUAGUUCUUCCAUUUUUCUUUACCAAUGCAAUACCAAUGAUUCUUGCUUAUGUUUUUAUGGUUAUGACUUAUGCAUACGUUGUAGUUACAUUAAUUAUGAUCUUUUUAUGUUAUCGAUAUAUUACAAAUUCGAUCUAUCCAAAGAGAAAAGACGAAACGGGUUUUAUGGAAAGACAACUGAAACGAUUGGCGGAUAAUCCACAAAUAAUUCUUCAAGCAGCUUUUCGUUUACUUCCAUAUUUAGUGUCGAUAUUGUUUAAUUUAUCACAGUUUUUGUAUUACGGAUCGGAUUAUUUGGGUGCGAUUUCAUUGGAAGCAGAUAAAAGAGAUCCAAGUGCAUAUUUUGAACGAGUACUCAAUUCACCACAAAUGGCUCAUACAGUGUUGAGUUCAAUUUAA
Messenger RNA from Adineta ricciae, 1080 nucleotides. NCBI's taxonomy places the organism in Eukaryota, Metazoa, Rotifera, Eurotatoria, Adinetida, Adinetidae. The record is from the annotation of a GenBank genome assembly.